This is a messenger RNA of Colletotrichum abscissum, 1122 nucleotides long. Its product is annotated as flavonol synthase. Bases 1 to 1122 code for a protein of 373 amino acids. Gene Ontology annotation, molecular function: 2-oxoglutarate-dependent dioxygenase activity. Lineage: Eukaryota; Fungi; Ascomycota; Sordariomycetes; Glomerellales; Glomerellaceae. The record is from RefSeq and is a predicted model, not a curated record. The transcript is spliced from 4 exons.
AUGACAACCACGACCUCAAAGACAGCUCCAGUCCAUGUACCUUACAUUCAAGCUACCGAGACAAGCGAGCAGCUAGAUUGGGCAGAUCUGGUGGCCUUGGACCUAUCCAAAUUUGACAAGUCCGGGGGUAAAGAGGAGCUUGCAGAAGAAUUCACGAGAGCGAUUGAACAGAUAGGCUUCUUUUACAUCAUCAACCAUGGUCUCAGUCGGGAAGCCAUCGAUCAGCAGUAUGCUCUGGCCUCGUCCGUUCUCAGUCUGUCGGACGAAGACAAGGCACCAUACAGAGCAGCACUUGAGGCCGGCGAUUUCAAUGGUUGGAAGCCCCCAGGCACCAGAGAGCUGAUCCCAGGCGUCCGGGACAACUUCGAGAUUUACAACAUCCCAAAGUUCAUCUCGGAGCAUGCGUCACGACCGCACCCCGAUGUAGUCACAGAGAACUUCGCGUCAAUCGAGCAGUUCUCCCGAUACGUCAACGACGAGAUUAUCCGGAAGCUUCUCGUCAUAUUUGCGCUGGCACUUGGUCUUGAGGACGAGGAGUGGUUCGUCAAGAAGCAUCGUUACGAGAAGUCUAGCGGCGACCAUCUCCGAUACAUGAAGUAUUACGCGAGAACCGAGGAGGAGAAUCGAAAGCUGGGUGGUGUUUGGCUGAAGGGACACUCGGAUAUGGGCAGUCUGACAUUGCUCUUUCGGCAACCUGUCGCUGCGCUCCAGGUCCUCACGAACGACGGGACCUGGAAGUGGGUGCGCCCGCAGACGGACGCGCUGACAGUGAACAUUGCUGAUGCGCUGCAAUUCCUCACAAACGGGUACCUUAAGUCAAGCAUCCACAGAGUCGUAGCGCCUCCGAAAGACCAAGCACAUAUCGAUCGUCUGGGAGUUAUUUACAUGGUUCGCAUAGAAGAUGAUACGGACCUGGUCCCGAUUAAGGAGUCUCCCGUUCUACAGAAGCUUGGCCUCUCUGAGGGCACGGUACUUGGAAGUGACGGUAAGCCUGUGAAGGCAGGAGAGUGGGUGAGGGAGAGGAUAAUCAAGAACAUCGGUGCCACGAGUCAGUCCAAUGGUGACAAUUCGGUCAAUGAUCUAGAAGUCAUCAAGGGUGUCAAGACGACAUAUUUUGAUUGA